CCACUGUAGCAGUACCUGCCAGUGUUUACUACAGAGUAUUACAUGUGCAAUUGUCAAAGAGAAUUCCUCCCACGUUUUCUUAGCACAUAUAUUAAUUACAACACCGCGUCAGUGGAAGUCCCGUCCUCUGUCAAUCAAAGACGGAAAAUGGAACUCAUUUUAACUUUUAAAUUGACAGCUAAUGGAUGGAUGGAUCAUUAGCACCUCUUUGUUUUAGUAGAGCACCGUUUUAUCACGAAUAUUUAUUACCAUGGAGGUCUUUGCGACGGACUCGAUGAACCGGAGAAGCAGCGGGACAAACAGCCUCCUGUGGCCGCUACUCGGUGCGUGUCUGUGGGCUGCAGCGGUCGCCUACAAACCGGUGAUUAUCGUGCACGGCUUGUUCGACACCUCGGGAGAUUUUAAGAAUCUUCAGCGCUUUAUUAACGAGUCUCAUCCCGGAACAAACGUGACCGUGAUUGACUUGUUCGACCGAAGUUCCAGCUUGCGGCCCAUGUGGAAGCAGGUGGAGGGUUUCAAGGCGGCCAUUUAUCCUAUCAUGCAAAACUCCGAGGAGGGAGUUCAUUUUAUUUGCUACUCUCAAGGUGGACUGGUUUGCAGAGGAAUUUUGUCCACGCUGCCAGAUCACAACGUGCACACGUUCAUCUCGCUGUCGUCGCCUCAGGCCGGACAAUAUGGCGACACCGACUACUUGAAGUACCUGUUUCCUCAGUUCGUCAAGUCCAACCUGUACCAUCUGUGCUAUACAUCCAUUGGCCAGAGAAUAUCUAUCUGCAACUAUUGGAAUGACCCCCACCACAGAGACAUGUACGCCAACAACAGUGAUUAUCUGGCUCUGCUCAACAGCGACAGACCCAAUCCAAAUUCAACAGAAUGGAAAAAAAACUUUUUGAGAAUCAACAAACUAGUGCUUAUAGGAGGACCGGAUGACGGCGUCAUCACGCCCUGGCAGUCAAGUCAGUUUGGAUUCUUCGACAACAACGAGACAGUUGUUGAGAUGCAGCGACAAGACGUGUACUUACGGGAUGUCUUUGGUCUAAAGACGCUGGCUGCUCGCGGCGAUCUUAUCUUGUGCUCCAUUCCUGAUGUCCAGCAUGUCUGGUGGCACUCCAACGAGACUGUAUUUCACACUUGCAUGGAAAAGUGGCUGGUUUAAAACCAAAAAGAAAGACAACCGCUCAUCAACAUCUUUGUAAAAUUAGCUUCAUAAAGCGUUACAUGGGAGCGUUGGUUUACAACGGAAUUCCCCCUCUACCAUGACUUAGCCAUGCUAAUGAAGUAUUAAUAAUUUCAGUGAAUAUUUAUGAAGUUACAAAAUGACAGCAUUUUGGCUAUUAUGGGACUCUAAACCAUGUUGUUGUUAUUUUGCAGAUUUUUUUUGUUCGUUGCAAUGCAGAUAUCGAAGGCACAAACAAUCAAUAAUUCAUUUCAAUUGUGAAACUGCAAGCGUAUUCUUGAAUGUAGAGAUUUACCAGCAUCUAAGCUCACUUUUAUUCAUGACGAGCAACUUCAGAGAGAUUUUUUUCAUCAACUCAUUCACCAGAAAGACAUGAUUUCCACGUGUGGAGCAGUUUUCAGUUACGCGCGUGUACCUCAAAGCGAUACCACACGACAGUGCCUGACAGAUGUUGUGUCACUGCCUUAUUCCUAUUUCAUGCAGUCUUUUUUAUGUACAAUCUUGUAGCCUUCCGUGUUUGCUUGUGAUAGAAACAAUAGUUAGUUAGCAAAAUGUUAGCCUGUUCAAAUCGUUUAGGUGCAUUUUUAGAAAAAAAAAAAAAAAAACAACAACGGGAAAUUCUACAAGAAAAAAAAAACAGGAAAUUCUACUACUUUUAGCAAGCACAUUUGUACUUUUGUUGAUAUUUCAACAAAGCUAAAAUUAGCUAGGUAAUAAUGCUAUUAGGCUAACAAUAUGUAUACAGGUAGUCCCCGGGUUACGAUGGACUCGACUUUGACAAUUUCUACUUUACAAGACUGGUCCGCCAUUUUCUCCAGUCAUUUUUUUUUUAACUGCGUAAACAGUAACUUAUUGUACCACACAGUAUCUUAUUUUUAACUUUAUUAACUUGACGUGUUCUGUCCUCACUAAACGUGACGCUGUUCAUCUUGACAGACAGCAAACAAGGCAUUUGUGCUUAUUGAAGCUUUUUCCUUACUUCACUUUUGACAAUUUGUAAAGCAGUAACACACAUGUUCACUUACAGUGCUGGCCAAAAGUAUUGGCACCCCUGCAAUUCUGUCAGAUAAUGCUCAAUUUCUCCUAGAAAAUGAUUGCAAUUACAAAUGCUUUGGUAGAAAUAUCUUCAUUUAAUUUGCUUGCAAUGAGAAACACAGAAGCGAAUGGGAAAAAGAAAUCAUGAUCAUUUUACACAAAACUGUGCCGGGCAAAAGUAUUGGCACCCUUUGAAAACGUAUGUGAUGCUUCUCUAAUUUGUGUAAUUGACAGCACCUGUUACUUACCUGUGGCACAUAACAGGUGGUGGCAAUAUCUAAAUCACACUUGCAGCUAGUUAAAAUGGGUUAAAGUUGACUCAACCUCUGUCCUGUGUCCUUGUGUGUAAAACAUUGAGCAUGGAGAAAAGAAAGAAGACCAAAGAACUGUCUGAGGACUUGAGAAGCAAAAUUAUGAGGAAGCAUGGGCAAUCUCAAGGCAACAAGUCCAUUUCCAAAGACCUGAAUGUUCCUGUGUCUACCGUGCGCAGUGUCAUCAAUAAGUGUAAAGCCCAUGGCACUGUGGCUAACCUGCCUAGAUGUGGAUGGACUAUCCAUCGGCGUCUGAAUGAAAAGGGACUCUAUGGUAGGAUACCGAGAAAGACUCCACUUCUGAUCGAGAGAAAUAAAAAAGCCAGGCUGGAGUUUGCCAAAACUGACCUGAGAAAGUCAAAAAUGUUUUGGAAUAAUGUUCUCUGGUCAGAAGACACAAAAGUAGAGCUUUUUGGGGAAAGGUAUCAAUAUAGAGUUUAAAGGGAAAAAAACGAGGCCUUCAAAGAAAAGAACACUGUCCCCCAGUCAAACAUGGGGGAGGUUGCCUGAUGUUUUGGGGUUGCUUUGCUACCUCUGGCACUGGACUGCUUGAGCAUGUGCAUGGCAUUAUGAAAUCUGAAGACUACCAACAAAUUUUGCAGCAUAAUGUAGGGCCCAGUGUGAGAAAGCUGGGUCUCCCUCAGAGGUCAUGGGUCUUCCAGCAGGACAAUGACCCAAAAGCACUAGAAAAUGGUUUAGAGAAAGCACUGGUGACUUCUAAAGUGGCCAGCAAUGAGUCCAGACAUGAAUCUCAGAGAACACCUGUGGAGAGAUCUUAAAAUGGCACCCUUCAAAUCUCAGAGACCUGGAGCAGUUCGCCAAAGAAGUUGGUGUAAAAUCAGAGCAUCAGAGCAUUGAAAGAAACUCAUUGACGGAUUGCCAAUACUUUUGUCUGGCCCAUUUUUGGAGUUUUGUGUAAAAGGAUAAUUAUUUAAUUAUUUUUUUCAUUCUCUUUUGUGUUUAUUCAUUGCAAGCCAAAUAAAUGAAGAUAUUACUACCAGAGCAUUUGUAAUUGCAAUCAUUUUCUGGUAGAAAUUGAGCGUUAUCUGACAGGAUUGCAGGGGUGCCAAUACUUUUGUCCCGCAGUGUAUUAGCUUAAAAAACAAGCAUGCCAAACAAAAGGGCAGCUGUCCUAUAUCCAUGUCAAAUGAGUCUCCUACUCAGUCAUAGAAGCCAAGGCGACAGUUCAGCCACACCCAACGCUUCCAGCAGAGGGCAGUGUAUCCUCCAUCAUAAAACAAAAUGAAAUACUUUUGGACUUUUUGGAUAGUUUUUUUUUUUUUUUUUAAAGGGUUAAUUCCGAUUUACGCGGAAAUUCAAGUUACGCCGCCAGCGUAGGAACGGAACUUGGGGACUACCUGCAUUAUGAGUUGGAAUGGCGCCUUAAAUUUUUCCAUGUUAAAUAUCCUAUACCGUAAGUGCUAAUAUAAACUGCCUGUUGUAAUAGUGCUAAAAAAUGGACAGCUCGAGAAUUUAGUAUAGUUGUCAAAGAUUGCUGUAUUAUGUCAAUGCAUGUCUCAUCCUUUAUUACCAUUAUUGUCACUUUUUACCAUUGCCUGCCUAUAGACUUUAGUCUUUGAUUGUGUGCCCAUCUUACGAAGGGAUUUGGUUCUCAUUGUUGUACUGUAGUAUUUCAGAUAACGUUCGAUAUUAGUGGAUCUGAAGGGACGUCUUGAAAUGACUAUUCAAGUGUAUGAUGAACUAAAACCAGAAUUAGAAAGGUUUUAUCUAAUAAGGAAAGAUGAGAUAAACUUGUUGGAAUUUUUUGGUGUUCUUUAUAUCAUGUACUGUAUGCUUUUUGUAUACCAAACAAUAUGGUUUUAAGGGAUUUCAUCUUUCAUGUUCAUUGACUCCCUCUAAAGAGUGUAAACUUGUAUUUUUUGGAAAAUGUAAACAGAUACAGCUAUUUUGACAGUGUCCUAAAAUUUAUAGUGUUGGAUUUGGUUGAGGUGUAAAGUAUCUUUCCUCAAUAAAAGAUUUCAAACAUCU
Molecule: messenger RNA, 4512 nt
Organism: Corythoichthys intestinalis (scribbled pipefish)
Lineage: Eukaryota; Metazoa; Chordata; Actinopteri; Syngnathiformes; Syngnathidae
Gene: ppt2b
Product: palmitoyl-protein thioesterase 2b
Exons: 8
Coding region: 251-1156 (301 amino acids)
Cellular component (GO): lysosome
Molecular function (GO): thiolester hydrolase activity
Source: RefSeq, a predicted model, not a curated record